AUGCCCGUUUUUUCAGACGCAAAGCCCCUCCGUGUCCUGAUCGCUGGAGCUGGGAUCGGAGGCCUCUUUGCCGCCAUUUCUUUACGGCAUGCCGGGCAUCAUGUUGAGAUCUUUGAGUCUUCUCGGUUUGCGACCGAACUGGGUGCUGCCAUCCAUCUUCCCCCCAACGUCAAUGGGCUGCUGCACCGUGUUGGCAUCAACCCAGAAGAGUUCAACUGCAAUGAUGCCGAGUUUGUCACUGUCUACGACUCCCAGGGAAACGUUGUCAGCACCAAGGAUGUGAGGAAUCUCCGAAAUGUCUACCCUUAUCCGUGGAAACUAAGUCAUCGCAUUGAUUUGCACGAGGCUUUGAAGCACGCGGCUGUGACUCCGGACGGUCCUGGAAGGCCUGCUGUUAUUCACCUACGCAGCAGAGUAGUCGGAUGUGACUGCAAUGGGCCUUCGUUGAAACUCGACGACGGCCGAACCAUUACCGGCGAUCUUGUAAUCGGCGCAGAUGGCGUCCAUUCCGCCCUGCGCCGGAUCGUGGCCCAGGAAGAUAUUGCCCCAACACCGUCCGGUGGGAGCGCGUUCCGAUUCCUGAUUCCAAUUUCCAAAGUCGAAGAGAACCCAGAAACGCGACAAUUACUUGCACGCCCCGGCGAACUGCAGCUCUGGGAUGGGACCUACCGGAGACUAGUGAUCUAUCCUUGCCGCAAUAAUACGGAGCUCAACUUCGUAUGCCUCCAUCCCGACAAAGAAAGCGAGGGAAGCAAAGAGGGGUGGAAUAACGCCGCCUCCCUGGAGCAGGUCCUCAAGGUCUACGAUGAGUUCUGCCCCCCCAUGAAAGCCCUACUGCGCAUGGUCAACCCCGAGGAAAUCAAGCUGUGGAGGCUUCUCGACCGAAAGGCGCUCGGAACCUGGAUUUCAGGAAGCAGCUGUCUCAUUGGCGAUGCUGCUCACCCUUUUCUACCGCACCAGGGACAGGGAGGUGCGCAGGCCAUUGAAGAUGGCGCGGCACUCGGUGCUCUAUUCCCACUCGGCACAAAGCCAGGAGAUGUUCCGUCUCGGUUGGAGCUCUAUAUGAAGUGCCGGUAUGAUCGGGCGACGAUGGUCCAGAACUAUUCGCGGCUCGCAGCGUUCAAGACAAGCCCUGACGACAAAGUCGGCGGUACAUCAACCGAUCCCCUGGAAUUUUCCCGCAUCAAUUUUGGACAUGACGCAUACGACUAUGCAGAGAAUGUCUUGCUUAAGUCACGAGCAUUUGGGGCGGUUCAUCGGGGUCCUCUUACGACGGUCUUCGGGCCCUCACAACUGCCCACGCUCGCUUCUGCCCUGUCAGGGUUGCCGUCACUAAGGGUCUCAUUUCGGACCCGCCGAAAUUAUUUGGAGACUUUCCUCCCCAACUCCGGGUCUUCGAUUAGAGCCAUGGGAGGUUGGGCCACCGCGUCGCUCGUCUUGACUCGUCACAGUGCGAAGCACACCAGUCUAGCCCUGUCCAUCCCCGACGCCAUCAUCAGUUCCAGCAGCAAGGAAAUCGAGACUUUCACUCCCAUAAUCCUCGACAACGAUAUUGAUAGGGUCGCUUUCGGCACCGAGCAAGGGCUACCAGUGUGCUACGCCGAAAUUCGGGAAUACAAUCUAGGCGAUAAACGCCUGCUCACUGUCGGACGUGGCGAAGACAUCUUUAUCGGCAUUAUCGUUACGGUGGCCAUCAAGAAAGACGCGCAGGUCUUCUUCUCGAAGCUCAUUGAGGCUGAGUUAGCUGGCAAGUAUCCAGCACUGGCGCAUGUUAUCGGGAGGAUCCAGAAGCUGGAGGUUUCGGAGGUGGUUGACGUCGUUAGUACCAGUGUUAGGAAUGGUGCACAGUAG
Aspergillus calidoustus is the source of this 1851-nucleotide messenger RNA. NCBI's taxonomy places the organism in Eukaryota, Fungi, Ascomycota, Eurotiomycetes, Eurotiales, Aspergillaceae. The record is from the annotation of a GenBank genome assembly.